Messenger RNA from Papilio machaon (common yellow swallowtail), 1658 nucleotides. RefSeq names its product zinc finger protein 674. The record is from RefSeq and is a predicted model, not a curated record. Gene Ontology annotation, biological process: regulation of transcription by RNA polymerase II. Bases 209 to 1609 code for a protein of 466 amino acids. Gene Ontology annotation, cellular component: nucleus. NCBI's taxonomy places the organism in Eukaryota, Metazoa, Arthropoda, Insecta, Lepidoptera, Papilionidae. Gene Ontology annotation, molecular function: RNA polymerase II transcription regulatory region sequence-specific DNA binding; DNA-binding transcription factor activity, RNA polymerase II-specific. The transcript has 8 exons.
UCAAAAGAUGGAAUGGCUUUUACCUUUGCUUUGUUGUGAUAAAAUAUUGUUGACAAAGUAUAAUUUAAAAUUAUACAAAUUUUCGCGGGAUUUUCACUCGAAUUUUAUAGCAUUUUUUAAAAGGUUAGCUAGGUCAUCCUUGGUUAUUAGUUAUUAAUUUACUACGUGUUUAAUUACUAGCAAGUAAGUCCCAGGUGAUAUCUAAAACAUGGAGAACGAUGAUGAUAUGAUAGUUGUUAUAGUCGGCGACGAAGAUGAAUACGAAGACGUAGAAAAUACCGCGUCUAUUAUAAAAAGUGAAGUGGAUGAUGAGGAUUGUAAAUUUAGUAUAGAAAAUUUGAUAGGGGCUGCUCAAACUUUCGGUGAAGAGGUGUCACUGGAUGACAUUUUAAUAAAAGAAGAACCACAGGACUAUGAAUAUUUAGAUGAAAAUAUUAUAAAGACUGAAGUAGACUUUGAAUGUGACGAUGUUAUGGACUAUAUUCCUGAGGAGGAUGACAAUACACACAAUUUUCCAGAGGACGAUGACAAUUCACUAAAUUUCCUUGAUGAUGAUACUGAUUAUGUACCAGAAGAUGAUGAAGAAGACGUAGUUGAUGAAGUUAGUGAUAUUGAACCUAAAAAGAAAAGAAGGUAUACAAUGAUUAAACCAUGGUUGCAGAAAUCUUUUGUGAAAGAACUAAGACAACAGUAUCCCGAGUUAGUAAAUAAAAAAAAGUUAAUUAAAACUCUAUCAGGCAUAAUGAAGAUGAUCAAACCGCCUCCCCCACCUUUGGAUUAUUACAUUUUAAAUGGGAUAAUGUUAGAAUGUCUAUACUGUCAUCGGUUGUCAGAGACCAUUCCUGCGGCUGCACGUCACUAUCAAGAGAAACAUGGUCCUCGCUAUCUCAUCUGCUAUGCCUGCGGAGCUGACUUUAGGAGUACAACGAAUCUGUACAAGCAUGAGAAGCGCUGUAAUGCGGCUGACGCAGGCGUAGUGCUGCAGGCGCGCUCUCUCUGCCUCGGCCGCUCUGGUGGCAAGCGACCACAUCCGUCAGGGCUCUCGCCCUUGUCUCCACACAAAUAUUCGUGCGAUCUGUGCUCGGCGGAGUUUGUGACGCGCAGCAAUUUGCAGUCGCACGAGUACAUGCACUUCGGCCUGCGCCCCUUCCGCUGCGACUCCUGCCCCGCCCAGUACACCUCGCGCUCCGCCCUCUCGAGACACGUGAAGAAGCACAGCGGAGUGCGGUACGAGUGCGCGCAGUGCGGCCGCGCAUUCACUGCGAAGGGCGCGCUCGUGACACAUCUCCACACGCACGGCACCAGCAAGCGCUUCGUCUGCGAGCUCUGCGGGAAACAGUUCGCGCAGAAGUUCGCGCUGCAGCUGCACGCCGACAGCAGGCACCGCCGUCUGCCCCCGCCCUGCGCCUGCCAUCUCUGCCCCAAGAGGUUUCGCAGAAAGUCCGUCCUCAAGGAGCAUAUGAAGAGAGCUCACGGAAUGGAUUUAAUCACAAGAAAAAUGUUCUUCAAAACAUUACCUCAACUGACGGAGACGCAGCUGAAACAUGCCAAAGUUGUACUUAAGAGCGAGGAGGCGAUGCUCGCCGCGCGCCCGCUGACUGACGCGUGACGUCACUCUCACACGGCCGGCUGACGUCACAUGCUCGCUGCGCGCCCGC